Morone saxatilis (striped sea-bass) is the source of this 1440-nucleotide messenger RNA. RefSeq names its product major facilitator superfamily domain containing 2a-like 2 (gene mfsd2al2). The coding region runs from base 1 to 1440 and encodes 479 amino acids. Gene Ontology annotation, biological process: carbohydrate transport. The transcript has 13 exons. Gene Ontology annotation, cellular component: membrane. Gene Ontology annotation, molecular function: symporter activity. The record is from RefSeq and is a predicted model, not a curated record. NCBI's taxonomy places the organism in Eukaryota, Metazoa, Chordata, Actinopteri, Moronidae.
AUGGAGGGGUCGGGGGGGAUUCCUCUAGCCAGGAAGGUGUGUUAUGCUGUGGGUGGGGUCCCAUAUCAGAUUACCACAGUAGCUAUAGGUGUUUCCCUGCAGAUCUUUCUUCUGGAUGUUGUGCAGAUGGAGGCCUCCUAUGUUUCCAUGAUUUUAUUUGUGAGUCGAGCCUGGGAUGCUGUGACUGACCCCGUGGUUGGAUAUCUGGUGGGCCGUAGUAACUGGACGCCCGUCGGCAAACUCACUCCAUGGCUGGUUCUUUCCACGCCAUUUGGUGUGCUGUCCUAUCUGCUGCUGUGGUUUGUGCCACAAGGCUCAGUGUCAAAGGCGCUCAGUGUGCUGUGGUUCCUUACUGCAGCCUGCCUGUUUGAGACCCUCAUGAGUUGCUACAACGUUCCUUACCUCUCCCUCAGCAUGUUCCUGGGGGGAGAUCGCAGAGACAGAGACUCUGCCACAGCCUACAGAAUGAGCGUGGAAAUGCUGGCGAUGCUGUUGGCUUCUGUAAUUCAGGGUCAAGUUGUAGCUGUGUACAACAAAGAGAAACAAAAUGUCUGUCAACAUUUGGACCAUGAAACACCUCAAAGCACAUCUUCACCACAGAACGCAUCCCUGCAGGAAACGCAUAAGGCUUUCCUGACCUCAGCUCUGGUCAUGGGUGCCUUGUUUUUCCUCUGCAGCCUGGUUCUCUUCCUGGGGGUGCAGGAGCAGCGAGCGCCUGUCUGCUCUGAUGAGAAAGUACGACCAUCCUAUCUGACCUCACUGAAGUUGCUGAUAUGUCACAAACCUUACCAACGACUGGUGCUUGGCUUUGUGUUCAGUGCACUUGCAUUUCAGAUGGCAUUGGGUAACUUUGCACUCUUCUGCAGUCAUGCUGCUGGGCUGGGAGCCCAGUUCCAGCACCUCCUACUGGUUCUACUGGCUUCUGCCUCUAUAGCAGUUCCUCUGUGGCAAGCAGUUCUUCUGAGAAUUGGAAAAAAGGCCACAGUUUUCAUCGGAUUAUCACUCUUCAUCCCAGCAGCGAUUAUAGUUGCCUGUGUUCCCGGUAACCUGCCAGUCUUCAUGACUAUGUGCAUUCUGAUGGGAUUCAGCGUGGCGACCAUAUUCUUGCUACCCUGGUCUAUGCUCCCCGAUGUGGUGGACGACUUUGCUGUGAGACAUCCGUCCUGCAAAGACCUGGAGCCUCUGUUUUUCUCCUGCUACGCCUUCUGCAGUAAGCUGGCGGGAGGCCUGUCCGUUGGAAUCUCAACCAUGACAUUACAAUUUGUGGGCUACAGAGCGGGUGCGUGUAACCAUGGUGACAGAGUGGUGAUGGCUCUGAUUGUGCUGUUCUCACCAGUUCCCAUCGCACUUCUGCUGAUAGGGAUGGUCUUUUUUCACUCCUACCCAAUCAAUGAGAGGCAAUCUUUACAGCUCCGGGAACAACUGACCACAGUUCAGUAA